GGUGUCACACGUUUGCUAAGUGAGUGUUAUUAAUGGAGUCUCUGGCCUAUAAUUUUGCUAUGGAAGAUACUAAACCGACGUUCACGACAGCUACUGAUAUGUCUUCAGCCACUACAGCCGAAACUCCAGCCAGCAGCAUGCCGCACGAGGGCGCGUUCACGCCGCUGCCGCCCGCCUUCCACGGACACAGCGCCAACGAGCUGCUGCACUUACUGGCGCAGCAGGAGCCCCGAGCUGCCGACACUGCUCCGACAACCUCGGACUUCGAAGAGAUGAUGAUGAACUUCCGGAUCAACGGCUCCGAGAUGGCCUUCGACGAGACCGACUCCAACCACAACAACUACUACAGCAUGGGGAGUCGCGCCGAGUCGGUGGCGUCCUCUCGCGGCAACAUGUGGAGCGACCGCGGCGCGGCGCCGAGACACAACGACCAGAUGACCACCUUCGACUUCCUCGUCAAAAGUGUAUCAGCGGCCAACAACUACGUGUCGAUGCUGACGCGCGAGCAGCUGUCGGUGCUGCAGGCGCUGCGGCCGAGCCUGCUGUACGAGUUCCUGCAGGAGGUCGCCAAGGUGCGCAGCGACAAGCGCAUGCGCCGCGCGCUGCCCAAUGAGUGUGCAUUCUGCAAGAACAACGGCGAGAACGAGGAGUGCUACUCGUCGCACGCGCUCAAGGACUGGCGCGGGCGAGUCUUGUGCCCCGUGCUGAGGGCCUUCCGCUGCCCGCGGUGCGGCGCCACCGGCGACUGGGCGCACACCAUCAAGUACUGCCAGGAGAAUAAUGAUAACGAGCGCACAUCGAGCCUGUCGUCCCGGCGCCGCGCGCCGCCCUCCGCCUCGCUGCCGCUGGGCGGGGGCUCGCUGGGCGGGGGCAGCGCGCCGCCCUCGCAGCCGCCCACGCCCACGCACGCCGCCCCGCCGCCCUCGCCUUCCGCCAACAACGUGUGGUCUACUUUUGGCAUGAACAAUGAACAUGACCUAACCACAGUUAAUCCAGUUACAGUCCCCUGGCAGCGAAUGGAGUUUUCUUCCAAACGCUCCAACUAGUUAUUAAAAUGCCAUGCCAUGGGCCUUUAAAAGUGAAUUACUUCUAAUUACUCGUUUUGUUUUGGGGCUGGAACUCGAAACA
Plutella xylostella (diamondback moth) is the source of this 1128-nucleotide messenger RNA. RefSeq lists its product as uncharacterized. Lineage: Eukaryota; Metazoa; Arthropoda; Insecta; Lepidoptera; Plutellidae. The record is from RefSeq and is a predicted model, not a curated record. Gene Ontology annotation, molecular function: zinc ion binding; RNA binding.